This is a messenger RNA of Pocillopora meandrina, 36437 nucleotides long. Lineage: Eukaryota; Metazoa; Cnidaria; Anthozoa; Scleractinia; Pocilloporidae. The record is from the annotation of a GenBank genome assembly.
AUGUAUGUUGAGGUGAAUGGGAAGCAGAAUGGAGAUAUUGCCCGCAUCUCAAGCCCAUUGGUUUCUGUGUCCCAAAAAACCACUAAGUGCUUGAAGUUUUGGUAUCACAUGUAUGGGCCUCACAUAGCAUCACUUAAUGUGUAUGCUAACACAACAUCUUUGGGAUUUCCUAUCUGGUCAAAGAAUGGUACACAAGGAAACAAGUGGAAGCUGGCCAAAGUUGAUGUUGUAAUGAGCCAGUCUUAUUCUGUAAGUUUUUUCCUAUUGGCUUUCAUAACAUUGGCUUUCAUAACAUUGACCUUUUUUUCAUGCUUGAGCAUGGAAAAAAAAAGGAAUUCCUUUUUCCAGGAAUUUUAAAAGGCAAGGAUUGGAAGUUUUAAGGCAAGGAUAGAUGUGCACAAUAACUUGCCAACAGUUUUUAAAACAAACAUCUUUGAUUUCAUUUAUAGGCUAAUGAAUUAGGUAUCAAUAAGUCUUUAUCGUAUAAUUUUGUACAAACUAUAGAAAGUUAAUUUAUUGAGAAAUUAAAGUUUUGCUGGUCAUAUAUUGUGAAUCUGUUUUUUAGCCAGAUAAUAAGGGUAUGGCAAUUUUCUGGUCAUAUUUGUAAAAAAAGAUAGAACAUAAUAAUAUUGUCUUUAUUUUCAUGUGGCUGAGUGUAAUUUGAUCAAUGUUUUUUCUUGCCUUUUCUAGCUGGUUUUUGAAGGAACAGCAGAAGGGAAUGAUAAAGGAGACAUUGCUUUGGAUGACAUUCAGUUGGCAACUGGAUCAUGUGAUUACUCUGGUGAGUGUUAUUUGUAGACAAAAUGUGUACACUUCCUGGAAAAAAAACGACUUGUAGAAAAUCUUAGAUGCUUGUUCUUAGUAGUAUAGAACAUGGCUAUGAGUCUUUUCACUCCUUCAGAUAAGAUAAUAGCUUACAGGGCUGUUAUGGGACACUAUUUGAUGUACUGUCUUUUUCCUGAUAAUAUUGUGUCUUCCAACUUGCUUUCUCAAGAAUUAAGUCUUGUGGUCUAAUGUGCCUCUCUGAAUGUGUUCAUGGUAGUUGGGAUGCCAACAUGUUGGUCCAUUCAAAUACCAGGGAUGUGGUGGUAUCAUGCUGUUCUUGCAUUCGAUUAAUAUAACAUUUUUUAGGGGUUAUUUCAUAAGUUUUGGUGGCCAAAAAACAAGAGGUAGAGAAGUGAGCUUGGGGCACCACAGUGCUUGAACCAGAUCCCUGAGGUAGAAGUUGAGGAGGUCCUGCAAGAGAGAGAGAUUAUUCACUGUUUUAAGAGGCAUGCAGUCAUUAAAUAUUAUGUGAAGUCAAUUUUUGUUCAUGUUAAAGCAUUCAGGCCUUAUGUACCAUGUGCAAGUGGCUGCAAAAGUGCAGGUAGAGAUGUAGACCACUACUUUUGUUUCUUUUUUUAUUCCUAGGUGACCCAUGUAACUUUCAAGAUGAUGACUGUAGCUUUACACAGGACAACACAGAUAACUUUGACUGGAUACGAACUAAGGGUUCCACACCCACUCCAGGAACAGGACCAACUGUUGACCACUCAUAUGGAUCUAGAUUGGGUAAGGUUUUAUUUUUUUAUGAUUUAAUUGAUUGCUAAUAAGAUAAACUGCUGUUGAUAUUGAUGAUUUCUUGGUAAUUUUGAUUAUCACCUGGGCUUAUUCUUGGUAAGUCCCCAAAAUAUUCUGUUCAGUGAAACCUUAUGAUAACUAGAUUUUUCGAACCUGCAUGGGAGAAUCAGUUGAUUGCUCAAUCACCUUGGUGAGGGUUUUCCUGUCAUUUACUACUGUUUAUUGGUGUCGUGUCAUUCCUUGUGUGUUGGUUCACAUUAAGAAGGUUGAUGAGACUUCAAAUAAGCUACCUGCUGGAGACAACUUUUAGAAUUUAGUUACCAACAGUGAAGUGACUCAGUCACAUUGUUGAGCAGCUGGUUGCAAUUUUCAGAUUCUGUUCCAGUGUGGAGAUGGCUUCUGUACGAGUAUGUUGCCCAAUAGCCUUAAAAGUGUGAUUCAGCCCGGGCUUGGUUGCAAACAAUAUGGCAGCAUCUUUUCUAAUGCUGUCAACGUGGUAAGUGUAAAAUGCUUACUUGGUAACUUUUCUUUUGUUUCUCUGCAGGUUAUUAUAUGUUACUUGAAGCUUCAGGCCAGAGCAAUGGUGAUAAGGCCAGGAUAAUGAGAACAUACAAGAAGGCUACAGUCACAGAAAGUUGCUUUCAGUUUUGGUACAUGAUGUAUGGUUCAAGCCUUGGUACACUCAAUGUCUAUCAGAAAGUUGGAAAUAAUCUUGGAAAUGCAAUUUGGACUGUCUCAGGUGACCAGGGUGUUCAGAGGACUUGGCUAAAAGGACGUGUCACACUCAACAGUACAGCCCAAUUUACUGUAAGUUUGGUUAUCUUAGCUCUCAACAGUGUUUGAAACUUUAGAACCACAGAUUGUAGUGUUGUCAGGUCACCAGCUGUUUCCAUGAAUUAAAAUGUAUUGUUAUCAUUAACCUUUCAACUCCCAAGAUCUGAUGGUUUAUUCUCCCCUGUAGCUGCUACACAUUCCCUUGUAAAUUUGUUAUGAGAACUUGGUGCUAGAUCAAGAUAGCAGCUUCUACCGGAUAAGUUUGAAUAUUCUCAUUACUUGUUUGCUGAAGAAAGUAUGGAUAUUGUAGGGAGAAGUUUAAAUUUAUGUCCAUCACUUCUGGGAGUGAAAGGGUUAAUGGUACUUGCCUCUAAACUUACUUUGCCAAGACAAACUAAGGUACUUUUUCUUUUUACUCCAAUCAUCUGCAAAUAAUUGUGGAUGCCUGAAAUACUUUGGGAACAAGCUGUCAUGAUUAGCACUGACAACAAUUAUUGUUUCAUUCUGAUGAAUUACAUUUGAGAUAAUUUUUUUUUACUAAGAGCAAACCACAAAACCACAAACUAGAUGUAAUUAUGAAAAACUUAUGAUAUUUGCUACUUGCUAUGUUAAAUAUGUGAUUUACUUCUCCGCUCCCAAAAACUGUGGGAAAAUUGCAACUAAGUUAUGAGUUUGUCAUUAACCUUACUUUUGAGUUACUGACAGAAGUUCUUUUCUUAUUAAAUAUUGGUUUCGCAUUCAUUUGACUAUCAUUGCUUACAUUUUUUUCACUGUUAAAAAACUUGCCUCUUAACCCUUUCAGUGGCAGAUAAGACAAUUUUAAGCAUGUUGAUAAUUUUUUUUGGUAUUACAGGUUGUUUUUGAAGGAGUAAGAGGAAGUGGUGCCAAAAGUGACAUUGCUAUUGACGAUAUUUCCAUGUCUUCAGGCCACUGUCCAAAUCCUGGUUAGUGUACCUCUUUUUUCCUGUAUCAUGGCUUAUGGCAUACUUAAAAGAUGGAUUGGUCUAUGAUUAGGAAUUGCUCAGUACAGAAACCUGCAAUUUUUCUGACAGAAGGUUAACUGCCUUAAUUACCACUCAUAGACAAGAGGCAAAAAACAAAGGCAAAACUUUAAAUUAGUUCUUCAUAUGUCAUAAAACAAGGGUUGUAACAUUAAAACAUGCUACAACUUCAUACAAUUAACCUUGGAUUCAUACAUAGCAAAGAAUAAAGUCCUGAGUUACUUUGAUCUUCACUGUAGGGGACUGCAAUUUCCAGAAUGACUUCUGUACUUGGAGUAACAUGGCUGGUGAUGAUUUUAAUUGGAUCAGGGGAUCAGGACAAACACCAAGUUUCUUUACAGGUCCUGAUACAGAUCGCCUGGGUUCUUCUCAAGGUACAAGGCUAUAGUUACUGUAGAAAGUAGAUACAAGUGUGUCAUAGUCCUUUAAACCUUUCCCAUUUAUUCCCACCUAUCUGGUGAGAACAAAAGUAAAAUUAUGCAAGGAAACAACUCUUUUUCUUCUUUGCUUUUUCUUCUUUCUCGUCAUUAGGUGCCUACGCCUUCAUUGAGACAUCAAGUCCUAGAAAACAAGGUGACAAAGCAAGAUUAGUCAGUACACAAUUUAAUGGAACGGCCUCCAAGAACUGCUUUACUUUCUGGUAUCACAUGUAUGGUUCAAGCAUUGGCACGCUCAAUCUUUACCAAGUAGUUGGUAAUACUGAAACACUCAUCUGGACCCUCUCAGGAAAUAAAGGAAGACAAUGGUUUAAUGGACAAGUGCCAGUUGGAAAUCAAGCUAAAUAUAAGGUAGCCAAACAUUGUCAGCCCCCUUUUACUAGCAGCCUGCAAUAAUGUUAUAAUUACCAGCCUUGGGAAGCAAAAGAUUCUGCUAGAAGGCAGUUUCAACCAAUAUGUCAGUCAUGUAAAUGUUUUUGUCUAGAAGAUUCUCUUUUUCUCUUAUUUUAUUUUUUUUCCUUCUGAGGUUUGAUUUGGUAAUGUAUGAUAACAACUUUCGAAUAGACUGACAAAAACACAAUUUAAAACAAGGAAUACAGAAGAUUUGGUAAAUUUUCUAUAAACAAACAGAACAAUGGUUAGGGCUUUACUGAGUGUCACUUGUCUAAUGAGAAUGUGUUAUUGCUUGUAAUAAGUGGCUGUACAUGUAUUUGUUACUGCUAAGGGUUAUAGUGCAUGUUGUUUGCCAGUCAAAGCUCCCUUGGUUUAAUUAUAAGAGACCUGAAGGGGCUCUUUUGUUUGAAAUCUGGGGUGAGGUGAAUACAGCUGUAGCUCUCAAUUUUGUACUAGUGUCAACUAUUGGGUGAUGUGAAUAAACCAGCAAAUCAGCCAGAGGGAGUUGUCUUAUUUGUUCACUAAAUUCUCUAGUUUGAUUGAGAAAGAAUCAGGUAAUGUAAUAAGAAAAAUAAAGCAUUUAUCAGUUCCUAGUAGUUUUUAGAAUUGGAAGCUUUCAUGAAGGUUAAGUUUAGCAAGUUACCCAAAGACAAGAGCCACUUUCUUGUGACAUUCAGGCUUUGAUAGAUUAGCACAUCCCUGCCAGUACUGAUGAGCUUUAAUUUUUUUUUGAUACACACAACAGAUCAUUGCUGAAGGUAUCAGGGGAACUAGUUAUCAAGGAGAUAUAGCCAUUGAUGACUUUAGGUUCCUUCCAGGAAUCAAUUGUCAACUGAGUCCGACAGCGGCUGCUCCGAACUAUGUUACCACUGCAGCUCCAACAACUUCAUCAGCCACAACAACGCCUAUUCGUAAGUUACCUUCUUGUGUACUUUCUUAAGUGCCUUUUUUGUGGAGUAACAUCCUAUCAUGCAAUAAAACUCAAAAUCAAAUAAUGCAAAUAGAAGAGUCUUGUAAUGCUUGUAAGUUUGGCAACCUUUGGAAGUUAAUGGUAAUUUGCCUGAGGUUGGGUCUUGGAGGCUGUAGGAAUCUCUUUGCAGUAUCAUGUUCAAAUAUGCAACAAUUUUGCAUUAUGCUGAUCUGACUACAAGAGCUGCAAGAAACUCUUUUUGCUCACAGCUGUAAACUUGAUGUAAACAAUGAACUUUUUAUUAUCUUAGGUUGUCAAUGUAGAUGUAUUUCUUUCCUUCCCACACAAUAUGUGUUUGUUUUUUGGUUGUAGAGUUGAAACUAUGUCCCUGUCUGCUAUUCUGUAUAAUUAUAUUGUGCCUGGUAGGCUAUUUAGUGACCAAACUCAUAUAGCAUAUCGAACUCAAAUCAUGUUAUCAGUUUUUUCUGAGGUUUCUUACUUAUGUGCAUGAAAUGUUCUCUGCAGCAAAUGGUGGCAUAAACUGUGACUUUGAAUCAGACAUUUGUACCUGGACACAAGACAAAACAGACCAGUUUGACUGGACAAGGAGAGCGGGCUCUACCGCAUCAUCAUCAACAGGCCCCUCUGCUGACCAUACAAAAGGAAAUGGUUAGUAAUGUGAUAACAGUGAUGUUACUUUUAAACAAUAAAAUAAUGAAAUGUUUCACCGCCACCAGGUACUUGUUACUUAGAAUUUACUUUGACAUUGGCAAGACAUCUACCCUGGUGUCUACUUGUUGGUGAGAGAUAGCGAUUGCUUAUUGUGUCUUUCCUUAGUUAUGUUGACAUUCUUUUGGUGAACUGGUUUGCAGGUAAUGGCUGGUACGUGUACAUUGAAACAUCUUGGCCAAGAAAGAUGAAUGAUACAGCAAGGCUUAUUAGUAGUUCUAUUCCAGGAACUACUGCUAGCAAAGGAAAGUGCUUGUCAUUUUGGUAUCACAUGUAUGGAGCAGACAUCAAUACCCUUAGUGUUUAUGUCAGGACAGGUGCCCAUGAUUCAAUGUUGUGGUCUAAGACAGGAACACGGGGAGACAAAUGGAUUCAAGGCCGAGCAACUGUGACCAGUAGAGAUCAUUUUAAGGUAAAAUUGAAGUGAAAUAUUCAUUUUAAAACUGUGCAAUUCUUUGGGGCAUUUUGUGAGAUCUGUUAUUUCUAGUAAUGAAAGGAGCCUAUGUAUUGGAAUGGAAUGGAACAAAAUGAUGGUAUUGUAGAUAACAGUUUUAGUGAACGACACAAAAAAACAUAAAAGUGGUAUGAAACACUAACUGUGGGUGAUAAGUAAGCAGAAAGGAAAAAGUAAAAACCUUAAGCUAUUUUCUGUAACCCUGCAUUUCUUUACAGAUUGUAAUGUCUGCUUCAGUUGGCAAUAGUUACCAAGGAGACAUUGCUUUGGAUGAUAUUUCUAUGACAGAUGGACCUUGCAACCAUGACUCAAGUAUGUAUUGUACAACAUGUAAAAUUAAUUAACACCUGGUUCAUCCUUAAUAAAUGCCUGAGAUGUUCAUGGGCUUCUGGUUUUUCCAAUGUCCUAAGACACUAAACUAUUCAAUGUAUGGCUGCACAGGAUAUCUCACAACCUAGCCAUGAGCCUUGCACAGAAUUGCCUAGGAAUCUUCAUGCUGUCAUAUUUGUGAGAAACUGAAGGGGUUGGAAAGGGGUUGGAAAGGCAAAGGAAGGAACUUUGAAUGGAGAGACUAAUAUUUACUUUGCCAUGACAAAAUAAGUGCUCAGAGCAGGCUCAAAAAUACAGCAUAACUGACUGCCACAUUUAUACUAUUUGCUGUUUGAGGUUUAUUGCUACUUAAUAAGCUCAGUGAUGAAACAGCCCUAAUAUAUAUUUACCUUUUGACCAAGGACAAAAUAAGUGCUCAGAGUAGGCUCAAAAAUACAGCAUAACUGACUGCCACAUUUACACUAUUUGUUGUUUGAGGUUUAUUGCUUCUUAAUAAGCUCAAUAAUGAAACAGCCCUGAAACCGAAUUAAAACCUUAAAACUCUAAGGGUGUCAAGCACCUAAUUUCCCCUUGUAGUCAAAGAUCAUGAAAAUAGAGGAAUUGAUCACCAACUUAAGAAGUCUCGCUUGUUUAAGCAAUUGUCCUUGUUAGUACCAAAGGAAAUGUUUAGAGAAGAAUAUGAAGAGUAUGGAUACUGAUGUUAGGGUGUAAAAAGUUAACAGUAGGAAAAAUUAUGAUUGAACCUCUCUUACCUCUAUGAAAUUACUGUGGCUCCACAUUUUUCCUUCUGUCCACCUCUAUUUACUUUUACCCUUAACUUCCAGAGAUGAUUAACAUGUAACUUCUCCCUAUAAGAAUACUCAAACUUAUUUGAUAGAAGGUGUUAUCUUAAUCUACCACCAAAUUCUUGUAACUAAUUAGCAAGGAAACAUGUAGCAGCUAAGGAGAGAAUUAACAAUCAGAGCUUGGAAGUUAAAGAAUGAGAAGUCGCAUAUUGGCUGUGAAUGAACUCGUCAACGUGUGGGGAAUUGUAAUAUUAUGGAAGUCAGUGAAAUUUUAUGUAAGAAAAGUUUUGUUUUCAUGUCUGGCUAAAUUUCGAUUGACUGUUCGAAUUGUUUUAAUUGGACAUUGCAGCAACCUGCACAUUUGAAGAAAGUCACAUGUGUGGUUACCAACAGGAUACAACGGAUGAUUUUGAUUGGGCUCGUGGCAGUGGAGCAACAGUUACCCCCAACACUGGGCCUGCUGCUGAUCACACAUUAGGAUCAGCUUCAGGUAUGUCUGUGGUGACACUUAGCAUUUCUAAGGGAAAGGGUGAAGAUGCUUUCUCUUCAUUGCCUAUCAAUAUUAUUAUAUAUGCAAAUAAUGCUAUUGAGCAUCAGAAGGUAUUCUAUGGACUAGCAGAGAAAAUGUUACCAGUAGUCCUAUCUCUGCUGUUGAAAACUGACACUAAUAAUUUUGAGACUGGAAGGCUAUUCACAAUUACAAGAAAAAAUGUUAAUAACAGUUGUAUAUUUUUGUAAGGAACUUUGACUUUACUCUCCUCUACAGCAAUAUUAUUUAAAAAACACAAGAUACUUAAACAACUGGUGAUAGAAAAUUGGAUAAUUUUGGUUUUGUCAACUGAGUUAAUGAUGUAAAUUAGCCACUGCAGAGAGUUUCAAAGCUGACAAUUCGAGCAGAGUGGAUGACUAAGGGCUAACACUUAAAACAUCAGCUUUGAGACUCAAUCUUUAUGGUAGCCAAUUUACAUCAUCAUCUCAGUUGAUAAAGCCACAAUUAUCUUGUUAUGCUCCCCUACUGAUGCAGCACCACAGAUUCUUUAGAAACUUACCCCCUUUAAACUUCGAUCAAGAUCUCACACCCAGCCUGUCACCAUUUGCCCAUGUUGGGCUUUAUGUAUAUUUAUACUCACAAGCUUAAAAUUUUGUCUGAAUACAUCUAGGGUUUUACAUGUAUAUCGACAGUUCAAUUGCUCAAAGUGGGAAAAAGGCCAGAUUACUGACUCCUCAGAUGCCCAAAGUUAGUGCCAAAUGUCUGAAGUUCUGGUAUCACAUGUAUGGAUCAACGGUAGGGACUCUGGCAGUGUAUAAGAAAACAGGUUCUUUAGUGGGUAUUCGCAUCUGGAGACGCUCUGGGGAUCAAGGUGAUGAGUGGCUUGUUGCACAAGUUAGUGUGUGGAGUCCUGUAAAACCAUUUUGGCUUUCAUUUGAAGGUCAGGUGGCUGGCAGCACAGGAGAUAUUGCCAUUGAUGAUGUUGAAAUAUUUGCGGGCAAGUGCCCAACACCUGGUGAGUACAGGCUUGGUACUGCACUCUUUAAAUUCUUAGGUUCAAAGCCAAACAUGCGCUUUUGUUUCAGGCUUUUUCCCGUACAGUUAGCAAACAGUCAAAAUCUGACCCAUAAAUGACAAAUUGGAGGGUCUCAGUGUGCAUAUUCGUGAUGUCACUUACCCCAUUACAGGUUAUAUAAUUGUCAGUCUUAAUACACCACUUGAGAAUUUUAUAACAAUAAUAUGUAGAUGUUUACAACAAUCAUUCCUCAAUCCAUAGUUUCCAAGUUCCUAAAGGAUGUACAUUUUUUUGGAACCAUCCAUCACUUUCUGUUAUAUUGUUGACCACUUUUGUCCUACAUCUAUUGUCUUAUCCUCUUCCCUCUCAAAGUUGACCAAACAGGAGUUUCUCCCUUCUAUGUGUUUCCAUUUCAAGGGUGAUGAGAAGAAAGAAAGAUUGAACACCAAAACUUCUUCCAGUUGAAAAAUGAAGAAAGAAUUAGGACGAGCAGAGAAUUCAUAUUUAAAUCAUAUGGAAGUGAUGUGAACAUUUUUUUUCCCUUUGUAGGAAAUUGUGACUUUGAGAAGGGAACAUGCACCUGGAGAAACACCCGUAAGGGAGAUGACUUUGAUUGGUUACAAGGCAAAGGUAAUACACUGUCAUCUACCACUGGGCCAUCUAAUGACCACACCACUAACUCUGCCAACGGAACCUACAUGUUUAUUGAAGCUUCAUCACCAAGAAAAACUGGCGACAAGGCAAGAUUUUUCAGCGAGACAUUAAGUGCUGUUCCUGCCAAAGGAAUGUGCCUUCAGUUUUGGUACCACAUGUAUGGUCUUGAUAUUGGAACUCUUAAUGUGGUGCAAAAGACAACAUCUGGAAGCAAGUCUGAAAACAUUCUGUGGACUUUGCAAGGUCAGCAGGGUAAUAAGUGGUUAAAUGGAAAAGUGUCCCUCAGCAAGGUUCCAAGCUCUGACUUCUGGAUCAUCUUCGAAGGAAUACGUGGUACUGGUUACCGUGGAGAUAUUGCCAUUGAUGAUAUUCUCAUAACAAGUGGAGAUUGUACCACAUUCCCAGCUAAUGCAGAUCCUAACCCUGUAACAACUUCAAUGCCCACAGCUACCACCCAGUUCACCCUGCCACCCACCAUUGCGCCUUCAUUGUACAACUGCGACUUUGAAAGUGGCUUUUGUAACUACACCCAAGAGCACAUAACAGACAUCUUUAACUGGACACGACAUCAAGGUGGCACAUAUUCUGGAGGGACUGGCCCAACGGCAGAUCACACCAAACAACAAGGAGUAGUAGGACCCAAUGGUCCAGGGUCUCUUCAACACAAGUUAUCUGCAAAGUGUAUACAUGUCUACUUGGGUGGGUUUAGUAAACCAAACCCAGGUACUGUUAUAGUGACUUAUGACGGAUGUGGAGAGAGUCGCUUGGAGUUUCAGCUAACAUCUGAUGGUUAUAUUAAAUAUACCAAGUACAAUAUGUGUCUGCGACGAAGAGGGGGAUCUGGUGUCAAUGCUGAUGAUGUUAUGUUAGAUGACAAGUGCAAUGAAAAGUGGAAAUUCACCUCCAAAGGUUCGAUACAGCAUCUACCAACAAGCAAAUGUUGGACUCCAUAUGGUGGUAAGGCAGUAAAUGAUGGCAAACUUCUCCUCAAUACAACUUGUGAUAACAAGGAUCAGCAGUUCAGGUGGCAACCAAGUAAGUCAAAACAGAGAUUAUCUGAUUCACUAUCAGAAAAUACUAUAUACUUGAAAAAAGAGAAGUUUCCCUUGUUUUGAGCACAUAUUUCACCUUAUCUUCAAAAAUAAAUUUCACUUUAUUGCAAAGGUUUUUGGUUGCAAUCAGUCUGCUAUUACCAGAAAGUGUUUUAACUGAGUUGUAAUAGGAGAGUUGGAUGAAAAAAGGUGAUUUCAGAGACGUAUGAGUUAAGAAUCUCAGUGUGGGAGCCCAUGAUAAUUUAUUUAUAUGCAGAUCAGUAGCUAUCUUCCAGAAGCACAAAGUCUAUAACCACACACUUUGCAUUGCUUUCUUUCUUGAUCUAGCUCUCUUCAUCCUUCUUCUUCCAACUAACCCUAAGCAAAGAAUCAGGAAAAAGGCACAGAUUGAAUUAGUUUUGAAAUUGAAGUGUAAUAAUUGUCUUUGUUUAAUAUUUACAAAAAUACAACAGCAAUCAAGAGAUAAUAUGAACAGCAUUCAUAUCAUCUCCAGGGCUCUUGAAAGCCAAUGAUUCUAAAUAAGAUGAGAAAGAAAUAAUUAAGAUAUGAGACUGUAACCAUGCAUUUUGUUUAUCUUUUCAGCACGUGGAUGGUAUGUUUACAUAGAGGGAUCAUUCCCGAGGAAGCCUAGUGACACUGCAAGAAUUCAUUCUCCUUAUGUCAAUACUAACCCUUCGCAGCCCAAGUGUCUUUCCUUUUGGUAUCAUAUGUAUGGACCUCACAUAGGGCAACUUAACAUCUACCGCUAUGCUGGUGGCCAGCUUAACUCCCCUGUCUGGUCCAAAUCUGGCUCCCAUGGCAACAAAUGGUUGAAUGGUCAGGUAGAGCUAACAAAUAACAAUCCUUACAAAAUUGUGUUUGAGGGUGUGCGUGGUUCAAGUUACCAAAGUGAUAUUGCUCUGGAUGACAUUCAGCUCAGCAAUGGCCAGUGUACUGCAACUAUGGACUGUGACUUUGAAAGUCCAGUAUCCAAGCUGAGAUUGUGUGGUUGGAACCAAUAUCCUGGGGCUAAUAUCAACUGGCGUCUUGGUCAAGGCAACACAUCAUCAAUCAACACAGGACCAGCAAGUGAUCACACCCUUAGGGAUGGCAGAGGUAACAAGGAAAUAUCUUUAAAUAUCAAUAGAAUAACUUAUAAACCUUCUAAAGGAACUGGCAUUGAUGUACAUGUAUGGUGGAAAGGGGUGAACUAAGCACCUAAAUCAAGGUUAAUGUCUUAUUAAUAUGUAAUUGUCUUUCAUAUUAUGUGGGUGGAAAUGUAUAUAAUAAGGCCUUUUGUUGUUGUAGGAAAUUUUCAAUAACAAUAACUUGCAUCAUUUUAUUAAUCUACCAUCACCGAAUGCCUGUAAUUUUAAGUGAGAGAAAAGCUUCUCUGUGUGCUAGGUGCAAAUAAUAAAACUAAAUUUUAAUGUAUUUGUUGCUUUGUAUUUACAGGACAUUACCUUUUCAUUGAGACAUCAUUUGUUGCCCCUAACUCUAAAGCCUGGUUGAUAGGUCCAAAGAUUAACCCACAGAGUGGAAAGUGUUUUCAGUUCUGGUACCAUAUGUAUGGGAGCAGUAUUGGUCAACUUAAUGUUUACCUCAUGACAACCAAAACAGUUCCAUCUAUUCCUGCUUGGUCACGACAGAGAGAUCAAGGGAACUUGUGGUAUAUUGCUCAAGUAUCCAUCACAAUCCCUAACUAUGUUAAUGUAAGUUUGACUGGUUGUCUUGAAGACUCACUUGUGAUAGCUAUGUUAACUACAACAUUGUGCUAAAUGUGUGAAAUGUAGCUGGAUAAAUUUCAAAUGCUGUAAUUUUCAUAAACUCUGGUAAAAUUCAAUAUGAAAAAAUUAUGUAAAAAAUUUAUUUUGACACAAUGUAUUUCAGUUGUUUGAAAUAGUUAGGAGACUUGGUUCAAUUGUAUCUCAACUACAUUAUAGUGCUUUUGGAAAGUAUACAGUUCAAAAGUUAUACUUCUAGAUACAGACAUUCAACCAUCUAAUAUCCUAUGUUUUGGCAUAGUGAGGAUGGUAAUAUUUUGGUAGGAUUGCAAGCACAACUUUUAGACACCCUAUCUAAACUUUUUGAUUGCUUCCCAGAAGAGUAUCCUUUUAGGGGUUCUGGAGACUGGAACAAGUGCUCUCUUCCACUAUUUAAUUCUAGUAAACAUUAUUGUCAAUUGUGUGAUUUAAAUCUGUUUGGCAGGUGUUAUUUGAGGGUGUACGUGGCACAAGCUACACUGGAGACAUAGCAAUUGAUGACUUUAAGCUCAUGGAUGGACCUUGUAAUCAGGCAGGGUAUUGUGACUUUGAGAAAGAUGACUGGUGUACAUGGACAAAUGACAAGAGAGAGGACAACUUUGAUUGGUUAGUUGGUAGUGGCAGCACACCAUCAGCCUUUACUGGGCCUGCUGUUGAUCAUACGACAGGUUUGUUCCAUUAAUUAUUAUUAUUAUUAUUAUUAUUAUUAAUGCACUUUAACUUUAAGCCCUUUUCCUUGAAGUACAUUUUUAGGUAAGUUUGUUUGAGAUAUCUCUCUCUCUCUCUCUCUCUCUCUCUCUCUCUCUCAGGUCAUCUCAAACUCCUUGGAAUCUCAAAAUAUUUUCGUUCCCCUAGUAGGUUCCAAUGUGAUUGCAGUAUGGUAUCUUUGUAAAACUUCCCAUCAUAAGGAUUUAAUGUUUCACUCAAUUUUGAAUUACAGUAUGUUUGAUGUACGCAAUUUUAGUGCACAUUGUCUGAUGACUAAGAUGGUGUAGUUGUUUACAACAGGGAAGAAAUACGUACACACAUUUGCAACUGAAAAGGCUGUCUACUAGCCAGGUUGUAUCAGCAUAAACAGUACAUUUUAUGAUUCCUCCUCUAAUUUUUAUUCUGAACAGGAUAAAUAUUGAAGAUUUAUGAUUGUUUUGCAGGACAUGGUAUUGGAAAAUACAUGUUUAUGGAGGCAUCUGCACCAACCAGACCAGGAGAUAAGGCCAGACUGUACAGUGAACGCUUCCAACCAACAGGUGGCUCUUGCAUUAAGUUUUGGUAUCACAUGUAUGGUCCUUCAGUAGGUACCCUAAAUGUUUUAGUCAAGACUGGUGCAGGCAAUCGGUCUGAGGAUAUUGUGUGGACACUUUCUGGCAACCAAUUAGAUCAAUGGAAAUUUGGGCAGGCCCCUGUUGUGAGUGCGCAAAGUGGAUAUCAGGUAGGAAUUUGGAAUGGCUUGUAUUCAGGCACUUCCUUGAUUAACAUCCACCAUGGUUUCUGAUUGGAAAUGAAAACAGUGUUCUUCCUGUUUCUAGGAUUCAGGACUUUCUCUUAUCUUGGGCUGAUGUUUCUUUUAAGAGUAGCAUAUUCUCUCCCAGAAGAACAAAAUUUUUCAUCCAGAAUAUUUCAAUUUACAAUAAAAGACUUUGAAAAAUUGUCAUCGUUGUUGAAACCUUGGCUGCUUUCUGACUGAUUAUGCUGGAGAUCAUGAGUAAGGAAGGAAACAAUACAAAGAGUCCUUUGUAGAGAUGAGCAGCUUUAGGCAGAUCAGCCUAAACUGCAGUACUUUAUCUUACAGCUAAGAAACUUUUUGGCUCAUAUGUGGACUCUCUCAUACUACCUUUUUAAGGUGUGUGAGGUUUGAGUCAUGCACCAGUGAUAGGUUCACAUUGUUAGUGCCAAUUUUCUUUUCUUACAGGUUGUAUUUGAGGCCAUCAGAGGAAGUGACUAUCGAGGGGAUAUAGCAAUUGAUGACAUCGCAUUUACAGUUGGAGCCUGUACUGUUUUGCCACACAAUGCUAAACCGACACCUCCACCAACUCCGCCAGCUACAACUGGGCCUACAACAAUUCCACCCAAGGGGAAAUUUGACUGUGACUUUGAAGGUGGCUUUUGUCUUUGGACACAAGAUUCAACUGACAGUUUCAACUGGACCAGGCAUCGCGGACGAACAUCAUCAACAGACACUGGGCCAACCACUGAUCACACUCUUAAAACAGGUACAGUCUACAGGCAGGAAUUGAUACUCUUCAUGUGGGAUACACAGUGGCUAAAGUGCUUAAGUUGCUGAAUCAUGCUGUACCAGUUCCUAACUCAGGAUUGUAAAUGGUUUCAGUUGACCUGUUAGCAAAAACUCAACAAAAUGUCUGGAGUUAUUUAUCCAUAGCACUAGUAUGCCACUCCAAGGGUAAAGAAAUACCCCUAGUGAGCUCAUGCUGGUAAUACUGGGUAAGCUCUUGUAGUUUGUGGAGUUACAUCAUCUCUUUAAUUACUUAGAAAUGAACUAAAUUUUGAUGCUCCGGCUCAUUUAAAGAUGGAGUCCAAUGCAGUAAAUUGGUACAAUAAGAUCCAUGCCUAAUUUGUGGCCAGUGAAUUAUAAUUUUACUCUAUAUGAUGCAAUGAUUUGUUUUUGUAAAUUGGUCAGCUAUAUGUGACUACUAGUAUAGUGUAUAAAUAUGGUUAUUUGUUGUGUAUUUUCAGGAAAUGGUACCUAUGCCUAUGCUGAAGCCUCAUAUCCCAGGCAACUGAAUGACACAGCUCGACUGAUCAGUCCCACACUUCAAAGUAACACAAGACCUGGAACAUGCAUCUCUUUCUGGUAUCACAUGUACGGUGCUGACAUUAACUCCCUGAAUGUGUACACAAAGGUUGGAGGAUCUCUUGGCACAGCGAUUUGGCAAAAGAAAGGAAAUCAAGCAAAUGCAUGGAAAUAUGGCCAAGUCUUUGUCAGGCAGCCUCUAAACUACCAGGUUAGUGAAUGGAAUUCUAUGUUUUCUUUUUAUAUCCAAGUUGUUCUAACAAGUGAUAUGAUCCUAUCAUAUGCAAAAGGGUUACACCAUGAAUUUUUUAAAUCUUCUUUCCAGCAAAACAGUUGUAUAAACAUUUACAUUAUUACAUCACCAGGCAUAUUUGAAUUACACUGUUCUCUAUACAUUCCCUGUGGUACUAACAAUGAGAAUGCAAUUUAAGUAGGAAAUGAGCUGUUUUUAAGUUGGUGCAUAAUCAUUGCUUUCAUUCUCAGGACUUAAUGUUAGAUCCAGUGGUGAUACUCUGAGGAGAAAUUGGAUCCUAGUUACACUGAAGGGUUUCGGAGAUAAUGGUUCUCUUGCUCUUUUAAGACUAAAGUAAAAAAAUGAUAUUUCCCAUUUGUCAACAAAGAGUAGCCCCCUUCAUUAAAAUUAAGCCAGAAAAUUCUAAGUAGUUGGCUGAGAAUUCUAUAACAUUCAGUUCUUAAUGAACACUCAAACAGUGCAAAUUGCAUUUAUUGGUUGUGCUGAUAAACAAAGCUGCUGGGAAAUCACUUGAAAUGAUGGUCUUGUCAUUGAGAAAUCUUGAUUGGUCUUAACAGGUUGUUUUUGAAGCAGUGCGAGGAAAGAAUUACUUGGGUGACAUUUCAUUGGAUGAUAUUGCUGUCAAAGAUGGCUUCUGUCCACCUCUGAAAGAAUGUGCAUUUGAAGAAACUGGCUUAUGUGGAUGGUCAGAUGAAAAGAGGUACUUUUGUCAGACUGUAGUGAGUUUGUUAAUUACUAGUGGCCCUAUCAUUGCAAUCACUUUUCUGUGUUGUUGAGGUGUUUUGUACACAUUGAAAUAUUAAGUCAAAAGUAUUGGGGUGUAGUUGCUGUAAAAGCUGUUAUAAAGUAGGCUAAAAAGAUCUGUGCCGGUAAAGAAGUACCACGGUAAAAAUGAUAUAUCUUACCUUCUAACAAAAGAAUCUCAUUUUUUCAUUAUUCCUUUUUGGUGCAUAUGAUUGUAGUGUUGAUAACUUUGACUGGACAAGGCAGAGUGGUUCCACAUCCAGCUCUGGAACAGGUCCAACUUUUGACCACACUUUGGGGACAGCAAAGGGAUUCUACAUGUUUAUUGAAACCUCCUCUCCAAGAAAAACAGGGGACAAGGCACAGCUGUUAAGCCCCAGAUACGGUGCGACAAACGGAAAAUGCUUGCAGUUUUGGUACCAUAUGUAUGGACGUAGCAUUGGAACAUUAAAUGUCCGUAUUAGACGUUUGGUUCAAGGUAAACCCACCUACUUUCUACAGUGGUCCAGAUCAGGUGACCAUGGAAACCGCUGGAGGGUUGCGCAGGUAAAGCUAUCAUAAUUCAAUUCAUUUUAUUUUUUUACAAUUUUCAAUUCUGUUAAAACCAGUACAAAAGUGUGUUAAUAGUUUCUGGAGGAUAUCUUUAUGCAAAUAUCACCAGCUUUCCUUUUCUAUAUUUGGGGGCUGAAGAGUUUUUUUUUUGUUCCUUCUAUUAUCUGUGCUGCAAAGGCUCUCAUUUUUUGAUAAUUAUUGUUAAUUAUGGAAUCUGAGAAACUCUAGUUUGUAAAGGGGAAAAAAGUCCACUGUCAUGAAUUUGUUUUUCUUUUCAGGUAACUGUAUCAUCUGUAAGUGAUUACCAAAUAGUAUUUGAAGGAGUAGCAGGAAGCAGUUAUCAGGGUGACAUUGCCAUUGAUGAUGUAGUUUUACUGGACAAUGCUUGCCCACUCCCUGGUGAUUGUAAUUUUGAGACUGGCAUGUGUACCUGGGUUAAUGUGGCACAAAAGGAUGAUUUUGAUUGGGUGCGGUAUAAUGGUGAUACAAGGACCUUGGGCACUGGUCCUUCUACUGAUCACACAACAAAGACAAAAGGAGGUGAGUAAAUAGCUGAAAAGUAAGAUCAUACAUGUAGCAAUAAGUAAACAUUUUUGGGUAAGGAGGUGAAGAAAGACAAUUGUAUUCCUUGAAGGAUUGUUAAGGUGUGAGUGCUGGCUUGGCACAUAACAUUUCUGAUGCUGCAUUGGUUAGAAAAACCCUCUCUCCUCUGGAAGUUACAGCAUUUCAUGUGCAGAAAGAGAGAAAGAAGCUCUGUUUGGUAUAUUGUAUUUUGGCAUCUGUAAGAAAAAGGAAAAGGCUAUGCCUAUAUGGAAAUUGACUUUAAAUUGCGGAUUUGUCAUUGUGAAAAUGUUUUGUUUGCUUUAUUUUUGUAUUGAAAAGCACAUGGUUGCCUUGAAAGAGCUUAAAACAUUGCAUUUAGUGUAUGUUUUUCAAUGGUUAAGUUCAUCAUUAUUUUGUGAUCUUUGUUGAAGGAAGAAUUGUGGAGGGGUUUAUGAGCUUUGGCUGUUUUUGCUUUUUGUUAAUGUUGCUUGUUUAUCCUGAAUAUGAAAUGAACAGGUAGGUGCCAUUUUAUAGCUGCAUCCUACGAACAGAAAUGCUGAUGCAGCUUGUUAAGUUUAGCUGAUGCAGCUUGUUUAUUUUAGCUGCAUGCUAUGAACAGAAAUGUUGAUGCGGCUUGUUUAUUUUAGCUGCAUCCUACAAACAGAAAUGCUGUUUAUUUCAUUUUUUAUUGUUUAUUUCAUCCUGGUAGGGUACUAUAUGUAUAUCGAAACAUCAAGUCCACGUCUGCUCAAUCACAAGGCCAGGAUGGAGUCUGAAGAAUUCCAACCAACAGGUGCAUCAGGACGUUGCUUGAAGUUCUGGUAUCAUAUGUAUGGGGCUUCUAUUGGAUCACUUAAUGUCUGGAUCAGCAGCAAUGGUUCAUCUGGUCAGAUAUGGACUCUUACUGGUAAUAAAGGCAACAAGUGGCAAUUUGCUCAAGCUCCUGUCAGCAGUAAAAGUGUCUAUCAGGUCUGAACUUAAGUUUUUUUGCAUUCUGGAAAGAGUUUUUAUAAAGUCACUUUUCAGGCCUAGAAAGUUAUUUUAGGUUUAAUCAUAGAAAUUUAUGAGGAAAUAAUUGUGAUCUUGAAUGAGCAAGUUGUUCUUUUUGAAGCUGAUUUCUCAGUCUUUCUCUAAGGACAUUCAAGAGAUCUAGCUAUUCAUUUACCUUCUUAAUAGCUACACGUAAUCACUUGGCUUCCUAGGAAACUAGUUAAAGGAAUUUAGCACCAAGUCAAGAAAACACCCUAUAGCUGAUCACAGUAUGUUUGCCAAUCCUCAUCACCUGUUAACCUGAUCAUUUACUAAUAUUAUAACAAGAACUUAAGAGUUCCUUGCUUCAAAGAGAAAUUGGGUUGAAUACAGAUUUCCUCACGUAGUCAAAAUGCUGAAAAAAAAUUAUUUUAUAACUAGACACCUUUUCCUUGCAGAGUUUUAAUUGGGAUGAAUUAACAAAUACCAGUACCAACUAGUUAAAAUGUCUUCUGUAUGUGGGCUUUAGUUACUCUCUGUUGACAAAGAAAAUAUAGAAUACUUGUGUUCUUUCUUUGGUUUCCAGGUUAUCUUUGAAGGUGUCAGGGGCCAAGGUCAUCAAGGUGACAUUGCUAUCGAUGAUGUUCAGUUUACAGUUGGCUGGUGUGUUGUCCUGCCUCCUGGUGCAAGGCCAUUAAACCCCUGGACAACCCCAGCAGUGACCACCUCACCACCUAUCACAGCCCCAACAUCAGGUAAACAAUGAUUUUAUUUCCCUUGGAAGAAUAAUGAUUACAGUCUUUGCAAAACAACCUGAAAUCCCAGAGAAGUGUAAUUCCUCAGGAUAUUUAGCUACCUACAAAUGCAUAUAUAAAUAGAGAUUUUUUUAAAGAGCAGAAUCGAGUGAAGGGGCAAAAUGGAGAACUGUUUGUUUCGGUAAAUGUCUUUUCUGUAGGCAUCAUGUUAUGCUUAUAUUGAGCUGGUCGAGAGUCAGCUACAAUUCUUAGUAAAAUGUUUUUCUUGACAGCACCUUCCAUCUAUGACUGCACAUUUGAGAACAACACAUGCACAUGGACUCAAGCAUUGGAUGACACUUUCAAUUGGACAAGGCAUCAAGGGAGUACACUAUCUCGGUUCACUGGACCAUCUACAGAUCACACCACAGGAGGUGCUACUGGAUUUUACAUGUACAUCGAGACUUCAUAUCCACGAAAGCCCAAUGACACAGCACGCUUUGAGAGUGCAAUGGUCCCUGCCACACAACAAAAGUGCUUGCAGUUCUGGUAUCACAUGUAUGGCCCUCAUGUUGACACUCUUAAUGUGUAUACAAAAGUAAACCAGCAACUCGGGUCACCCGUGUGGACAAGAAGUGGCACCCAGGGAAACAAAUGGAAACAUGCUACUCUUUCUUUGACUGUGUCAUCUAAAUUUAAGGUAAACAAAAAUGAUGUUACUUUUGAACAUCUCCAUGGUAUACUUGCAAGAAUUUGUUUCAUACAGCAUUUAGUGAGGGAAUGUAGAGUGCAGAGAACUUUAUGUCCCAUAAGCUAAGCUUUUAUUAUGUUUGUGGCUCAAGCUGAGUUAUCUAAAAAGUGACAUGCAGUUGUUUUGAUAUUUCUCCCUUAAGGUUGUUUUUGAGGGUCGCAGAGGUUCCAGCUGGGCUGGUGACAUCGCUCUAGAUGACAUAUCCAUGCAAGAUGGACAGUGUCCACCGCAGACUCAGUGUUCCUUUGAAGAUCAAAAGCUCUGUGGAUGGAAGAAUAUUAAUGGUGACAACUUUGACUGGACACGAGCCAAUGGCCUCACAGCCAGUUUAGGAACGGGUCCAUCACUUGACCACACCACAGGAACAGCUAAUGGUGGGUGUCAGUCUGUCUUGAGGGCUCAGGCAAACCAUUUUAUGAGUUCAGAGGUCUUUCAAUAGUAUGGUUAAGUCAUGUAGAGAAUAGCAAGUUGUUUUCUUGAAAGGUUAUUACUUUUUUCUGACCAUGAGGGUCAGAUGCACACUCAGAAUGCCCUUAAGGGUUUUGUUUUCAUUUGCAAGGUGGCUGGAACUCUGACUGGGGACUAAGAGUGCUUUAACAAUCUUAUUACUGAAACGGAGUAAAAAUAUUUUGUUUCACUAUGACGUAGAUUCCAUUUAUGACUUGAAUGCUUUAUAACUAAUUCAAAUCUACACCAUGGCAUUUAUGAGGAGAGGGAGAUAAACCAAGUGGUUAAAAUGCCAGUUCCUAAUUCCUCUGAGAGCGAAUGACUCCAAUAGUCCAGUUUUCUUUAGAUUAUAAAUAGUGGAGUCCUGAGUAGCAUUGAUAUUCUUCUUACAAUUCCACAAGUGUGAUUUUCACUACUGAACACAUAUCAGGUUGCUAUACACUUGCAUUUGCAUUACCAAGGGAACCAGAAACCAUGGACUUGAAACACUUCAACUGUAAGUUCUAUACUUAAAACAUUCACAGGUUACUAUUUGUACAUCGAGACCUCUUCACCUCGCUCAAAGGGGCAUAAGGCUUGGCUUGUGAGUCCACAGUUUAAAUCAACCAAUGGAAGAUGUCUCCAGUUCUGGUACCACAUGUAUGGCUCAACCAUUGGAACCCUAAAUGUUCUUCUACUACAAAACAAAACCCGCUCUUCUCCAAUCUGGAGCCUGUCUUCAAACCAAGGUGACAUCUGGAGAGUUGCCCAAGUCACACUCAACAGUGCUGUUGACUUUAGUGUAAGUGCUUCAACUUGUUGUAAUAGGAGGUAGGAAAAGACUUUAGAAUGUUGUUUGUCCCAUAUGCUGUUCUUAUCCACCUUAAAUCUUUAAGAAGUUGAGAGGAAUAAUUUGUUUACACUAAAUGUAACAUUUAUCGACUGUUUCUUAAAAUUGAAUAUUUAGCAUUUGCACUAAGUAUAUUAUGUUUUCCCAAAGACAAAUGUGUUAUUUUACCUUCACCCAGUAUUGGCCAACGUAAGUAGUUAAGCCUACAUUCCUCAUGAAUAUAAUUAUGGAAAAACUGAGGAAAGUGUUAAAAGCUGUUUGGAUGAGAGAUACAAGUUUGUGGGUCCUUGGCAGUUUUGGCUUACUUGCUCUUUUGAAAUGAGGAAAGGGAAGAAAACAUGAGUGUGGUAUUCUCUCUGUUUGCUACCAGCUAUAGCACUAAGAUAACAUGUAUCGUUGUAUAUUUAGGUAAUAUUUGAAGGCAUCACAGGCACAAGCUAUACUGGUGACAUUGCUAUUGAUGAUGUGGAGAUCACGGAUGGUGCCUGUCCCUUACCUGGUGGGUGGAUAGUUUUGAAAGUGAUUCAGAAAUUUGACUUGUGACUGAUCAGUUAACUUAAAGUAAAACCUGUAUUAAUUGAACUCUUACCAGUGAGUGGGUGUUAAUUGAUAGCUGUUUCGCAUGGUGUCCUCUUGAUACUGUUUUUAUAGUAAUUUGAAUAAAAAGUAUGACCUUGUAAGUGGAAGAAUGAUGGAGAGGGCUAUGAGUCCAAUUCUUGUGUAGAAGUGUUGACCAAAGUCAAAUAAGAAGAAUAAGAGAAAACAUUAUGCGAAACUGAUGACUACUCAAAAUUGAAAAUGCAAACUGCUUGUAUACUAGGAAGAUGCAAGGGACCAUAACUAGUUUGCAUGGUUUUAGUUUAAUGUUCUUUUGGCUGAGUGAGAGAGUGUGACUUGUUUUCUCUCUAAAGACACACACAGAAUGCGAAACUUGUACUGUUUUUGUCCAGUUACUCAAGGUUACCUGUAGCACCAUAUCUGUAUGGUAAUAACUUUUUUGAUGAAAGUUCAAUACAUUUGGAAACCCAUUUGAUUGACUUUUCCUUGUUAAAUUGUAAUUUUUCACAAAGGUGACUGUGACUUCGAGAAAGGUAUGUGCACAUGGGUUAACUCACCAAAUGUCUUAGAGGAUGAAUUUGAUUGGACGCGAGGAAGUGGUGGAACACCAAGUCAAUUUACAGGACCAAAGAUUGAUCACACAACAGGCUCAGCAAAAGGUCAGUAUCUCUUAUCUUUUUUCUGCUUUUGCAUCUUUGCUGUUUAUCUUUCCUUGCAAAGUGAGUGUUAACAACCUUUAAUGCAGGUCUGUGGGUGCACGGUUUUUGAUAUCUCAUGGAAUUGAGCCUGAUUUUCAAAGUUUUGCACAAGUAAACUUUAAUAAUCUCCUCAUACUUAUCUUUGUUCCCUUUUGGUUAGUUCUCGUCAUGUUGUGUCUAAGUAACCUAACAAAUGGUUAGUUGUUGCUUAAGGUUAAAAUUGAUUCUCACUGAUGCAAAGUUUACUCCACAAACCUUGGGCAAAUAAUAAUUAAAACUCACUUAAACUGUCAGUAGAAUUUACUACAAUAUUUGUAGACUUCCAACCUGUUCAAUUGCUAUAAUUACAUUUGUACUUAAUGUUCUCGUCAAAAAAAGAUUUAUAAUGGAAUAGUGGACAAAGAGUUUAUUUGAACCCUGCAAAUAUUAACAUAUUAUUUUACUUUCUUGUGAAAGGAAACUACCUGUUCAUAGAGACCUCACUCCCCAGGAGACGUGGAGAUCGUGCAAGGCUGGAAAGUGAAGUUUUCCCUGCAACCCCUAGCAAUGGCAGAUGCAUGCAGUUUUGGUAUCAUAUGAAUGGAAGCCAUAUUGGCACCUUGAAUGUGUACAUGAGAGUGUAUGGGCAGUCAGAGACAAAGUUAUGGUCACUCUCUGGUGAUCAAGGGACUGCGUGGAAAGCUGCUCGACUGCAGAUUCUAAGUGGUGGUCGCCAUUAUCAGGUAACUCAUAAUUUGAGGCUUUCUCUUUAACUAGUCAUGGCAUUUUUUGCGUUAUGGUAAACAACUGACAUAGAGAAUCCCAGAUCUCAGAUCUUUUGAACCCAUUCGCAAAAUGUACAUGGUUUUGGCAGAAAAUUACAUAGUUAUGCUUUGCAUCCUUUUUUCCAUCUCUGCAUUUUGAAGCUUAUCCUUUUAGGGCCAAGGAACAUUCUGUCUUCCUGGUCACACAGCAAAUGUGUCUGCGUGGAUGGUAGUAGCUGUCUAUUAGAAUGUGAAUUUUGUCAGCAGUGUUUGUAUUUGAUUGCGCAUUAACUCUAUUACCCCUAAGAGUGGCUAGCAUCUAAUUUGUUUACAAUAUCACCCCUUAUUCCACAUUCAGAUCAUGAGAGUAAAGGAAAUGAUCACCAACUAAAGAGGCUCUUGAUUGCAAAACAUAAUUAUCCUACUUAGAAAUGAGAGAUCAAUAUGGAGAAUAUGCAUACUGAUGUUAGGGUGUAAAGGGUUAAAUCACCCUUAAAUGUAGCUCUUGUCUUGAAAAAGAUGCUGAUGUCAAUGAUAAUUCUUGUAGAUCAUCUUUGAAGGCAUUCGUGGAGUUGAUUAUCAAGGUGAUAUAGCUAUCGAUGACAUAACAUUUACUACAACUGUUGGUAAAUGUAUAACAAGUCCGGUCAGUGCAGUUCCAUUUGAUUGUAACUUUGAAAAUGGAAUAUGCUCUUGGAGCCAGUCUAUCACAGAUCGCUUCGAUUGGACAAGACAUAGGGGUUCAACAGGCAGUGUUCUGACAGGGCCCAGCAUCGACCAUACAACAGGCACAAGUAAGGAUUAAAUUACUGUUUAGAGACUCUGAAUGUCAUAACAAACCCCCAUGGCUCACGUUAAUUGACAAUUUUUUGGAAGUGUUGUACAGAUCUAAUGAAUACUGUGAGCAGUUUUCGUUUUGCUUUUAGCAGCUGUCCUUUGGUGAGCCUUUUGGUCUCUUUUACAUCACAUAUCACACCUGCACUUAUCGACCUUCAUUGGCUCCCAGUAACGUUCAGAGUUCAGUUUAAAUUGCUCCUCUUUGUUUACAAGUCAUUGCGCAAUCAAAGUCCUCCCUACAUUAAAGAUCUUUUGUCCCUGAAACCAGCUACUAACUAUGCUUUUCGCUCGUCUGCUCAAUCUCUUCUGUUCGUUUCAAAAGCCAACUGCUCUUCACUUGGGGAUCGGGCCUUUGCACAUGCUGCAUCUGUUUUAUGGAACUCGCUGCCACUAACUAAAAGAACAAGUAGUAGCCUCGCCAUUUUUAAAAAGCAACUUAAUACAUUUCUAUUGAGGAAAGCUUUCAGUUUGUUUAUUGCCUUUGAACAUUUUAAUUUUAACUAGCAGAGAACUCUAACUUAUGUAAAGCGCUUCUGAAUAUUGUUUACAGUUUUAGCGCUAUAUAAAUUCCUUAUCAUUAUCAUUAUCAUUAUCGUUUUAUUCGUUUUCUUUUAGGAAAGUAAUUUAAGGUGUUAACUUGAGGUAUCUGAGGCUGACACUGUUUUGGAAUGUCUACAGGUCAGGGCUGGUACGUCUACAUUGAAACAUCUUUUCCGAGGCAAGUCAAUGAUACUGCUCGCAUCCUUAGUCCAACAAUUAAAGCAGAUGGGUCCCAAAAAUCAAUUCACUGUGUGUCCUUCUGGUAUCAUAUGUAUGGACCUCAUGUGGACACGUUACGACUGUACCAGAAGGUUGGUUCUACCCUGGGGAAACCCAAGUGGGUAAGGCAAGGAGAUCAAGGAAAUCAGUGGAUACAGGGAGAGUACACAGUAGAACACACCAAAGAUGUACAAGUAAGUUUUAGUUAUGCGUUGUGCCAUUCACAAUCUUCUUCAACAGUUUGGGCACCCUUUCUUGUUUUAAGAGAGCAACAAUUUUGUGCAAAAAUUUUCAUUACGAAUGAAUUUCUAUUUGAGUGGUAUAGAUAGACAUCAGUUUUUGGUAGACUUACACAAAUUUGGUUAAACUUCUGCAUAAUUGAUCAAGAUGAAUGGCGUAUAUUACAUCUGCAUUGCUCUCCUUGUGAAUGACUACAGAUGGGUUUGCAGAAUAUGUUGUUAUUUGUAUGACUUAUGAGCGUAGUAGUCGCUGAUGCUGUCUUCUCCUUUUCUCUUACCCUUAAAAUUUUUGCAUCUUGUAGAUUGUUUUCGAAGCAGUUCGAGGAGUAAGUUAUCGUGGAGAUAUUGCACUUGAUGAUAUUUCACUGAAAGAUGGCAGCUGUCCCUCAUCAGGUAAACGAGAAAACCUCUUUGAGAUUUGCUCGGUCUGAUUGCUCAAGCACUUAGUCAUUUACUUUGACAUAGACUAGUUUAAAAUUCAUUAAAUAUUUUUGCUAGCGUUUAUUUUGUUUAAAUACAUUACGUGACAGAAUAUACUCCAACUUAAAACUUUUGAAUAUAUAGCAGAUUUGCCCGUGAUGAUAUUUCCUUAUUUUCUUGCUUUAAAUGAUAACUUGACCUACAAGUGCCAUACAUCAGUCAACAUGUUACUAAACUUUAUCAUAUUUCUUAUUUAGGAAUGUGUAGUUUUGAAGCAGCUGACAUCUGCGGGUAUCAAAACAGCUAUGACACCACGGACAAAUUUAACUGGCUCCGAAGCAAUGGUCCAACUACUAGUAUUGGCACUGGGCCAGUGGCAGAUCACACCUAUGGGACUGUGUAUGGUAAGAUUUACUUCCACAACCUUGUCAGAACCAGAAGUAUACAUCUAAAAUUUUUUGUUUAUGAUUUUAAGAAUCACAAUAGACUAACUGUACUCCAAGCCAGGACUGGCAAGAAGAAAACUAUUGGACUUUAACUUUGCUUUAAAAUUAGUCAGUUUUGCGACCUGUGCUCAAGACACAAACUUGCAAACUAUUUUAUAGGCUUUGAAAUGGUAUAACAUUUAGUUAUUUUUUUGGCAAAUGGUUAUAUUGAAAAAUGUCUGAGUUGAAGUUAGAGCCAUUUAAAUAAUAAUACAGAAUACAAGAAGAGAGGAGAAGUAAAAUCAAGUUUCUGAUGGUUGUAUUGUUGCUUUUCAGGCCAUUACAUGUACACUGAGGUUUCUCCCUUAAACCUAAAUGCGGGUGACACAGCUCACCUGCGAAGCCCAAGAUAUCCAGCCACACAGGGUUCAUGCCUUCAGUUCUGGUAUCACAUGUAUGGCCGCACCAUUGGAACCUUGAAUGUAUAUGUCGAGACCUUCUCUAUAUUCAAGUCUAAAGUAUGGAGCAAAACAGGCAAUGACAGUAAUAUCUGGAAUGUAGCACAAGUAAACAUCAAGAGUCGCAGUGGAUAUCAGGUAUGGGGUUUUGUAAGAACGGUUAUUUUAAUCCAUUUUGGUGAAAUACAGUAACAAUGAAGUAUUAUCAUUCGUCUCACUACCUGAUCACUUAUGAAGAUCCCAACAUUUUGACUUCAUAUUGCGUGUCUUUGUCUUCCACUUAAACCACUCUUUAACUCACAGUAAACUUAUUUUUCAAAAGAUUGUUUUUGAAGGAGUAAAGGGAGCAAGCUAUACUGGAGAUAUAGCCAUUGAUGAUGUCAAAAUAAUGAAUGGCAGCUGUCCAUCACCUGGAGAUUGCUCGUUUGACGAUGGUAUGUGCACUUGGACUAACGCCCGAACUGGGGAUACAUUUGACUGGAUUGUAGGAGGUGGAAGAACACCAAGCUUUCUGACAGGACCUUCCAAAGACCACACAACAGGCUCUGGUAGGUUUUUUUAUUUUAUUUGCUUUUUCGUAAUUGGCACAGUUCACCCUUUUUCCUACCUUAAAAAUUAAUGCCGACGGACCAGCCUGUCGUUGGUAGUAAAUAUGUUUUUUUCUGCAAGCUGUUUCAAAUUUGAUUCCAAAAAAAUGGAUUGUUGUGCAAUUUUCAAUGUUUUUCGAAUUCUAGGCCAGUAUAUGUUUAUUGAGACCUCAUCCCCGAGAGUGCCUGGUGACAAGGCAUAUCUCCUCAGUGAACCUUUUGACCCGACCUCCAGUAGUGGUAGAUGUUUACAGUUUUGGCAUCACAUGAAAGGAGCCUCAAUUGGCACCUUGAAUGUCUACAUAUACACCGGCAACUUCUCAACAAUGUCUCUGCUGUGGCAGAGAAUAGGAAAUAAGGGCGAUAACUGGUUGCUUGGACAAACGCCCAUAAGAAGCAGCGUCAAGUAUCAGGUGAGAUGUCAGAGUGCAUGUAUACUUAAUUUGGGAAUAUUCCAGAUCUGCCACUUGCCACAAUCUUUCCCUUUGAGCUUCCGUUACAAAAUUGUACCUCGCGGAUUAUGCUAUAAAGUGACAGGAGAACAAUUUUCACGUCUAAAUUAAAAAGAGUGCUGGACAUGAAAAUUAUUAUGGAGAGAUCUGCUUGAUGAACACCCUGACUUUUACAGGAUGCAGAACAUAGAACCAGCCUUGAUUUUUUAAAACAUGAAUGGUCUAUAUUUCUUUCCUGUAGGUUCUGUUUGAAGGUAUCCGUGGAAAUAGUUAUACCGGUGACAUAGCACUGGAUGACGUAAGCUUCACGGUUGGCGCGGCCAACUGCAGGUUGCAGCCUUAUGAUGCACUGCCUGUUAACAUGACAACUGCAGCUCCUCCUGUCACCACAUCUCCGUCUAUUACACCAACCACAAUAGGUAGGUCCAUCCAUACCCUUGAAUAGAUAAUGCACUGUAUUAAAGGAAAUCAUUGAAUUACUCUUGCUUUUUCUUUACCCUCUGAUUGGUCAAGAAAGUAUGUACCAUCCUUUUACACCGUAAGAUGCAAAAUAAUCGAAUAGUAACUUCGUCGCAUUUUUUUAAGCCUGAGUACAGGCCCUCUACUUUAACGCUUCAGCACUAGCGUGCGUCGUACCUCAUAAUUAGUGCCAGACUCCCCCAGUCGUCUCAUAUCUUCUCGCGGGUGGGGAAACGCGCAUCCUGCUGCGCGAAUAAGAUGACCUGUUUGCAUGCUAUUUUUGGCAUAAUAUUUCGAGUUCUUACAGAAUCCUCGUAAUUUUUCAUGGCCAUUGUGGUUGUGGCCAUAACUUUCAUCACAUAUAACUGAAAGGGCUACAUUCUUGUGCUUUGAUUGAAACUUUCCUUCUUGCAGGAUGUUUAGGCGAAUAUAUAUAUUCACUGGUGACUUAACUCUCGUACAACAGUUAAGAAAUAUAAGGGAUGUAGGUUGAUGCAUUCUGGAAAGUGAAAUGAGGUGUCAAGCCUAAUAUACCAUACUGUUUUUGUCUUGGUAGGAAAUCAAGGAAAUGACUGCAAUUUCGAAGUUGGGAUAUGCUCUUGGACUUUUGACUCCAAUGGAAAAUUUAACUGGACCCGUCACCAGGGCUCCACAGCAUCUUCUGGUACUGGACCCAAAUAUGAUCACACUUUAGGAAAUACAGGUGAGCGAUCUGGUCCAUUUAAAAUUAUUGAAUAGAUUUAUUUUUGCACAUCAUGGAAGAGUUGAGAAUUACUCAGUUUCUUGAUGCAUGAAAGGCUAAAAAAACAUUUCCGUGGUAUUUCGCUUCGAUCACUUCGCGUAAAAUAGUUCGUCUCAAAUAUUUUGCUACCUUGUAACGCUUUCUAGGACAAGGCUACUACAUGUACAUCGAGACAUCAUCUCCUCGCCAACCGAACGACACGGCUGGAUUGGUUAGUCCAAUUAUUCCGACGUCAGGACCAACUGCUUGUGUGCUGUUCUGGUACCAUAUGUUUGGGCCUCACAUUGCUUCUCUUAACGUCUAUGUGAAGGUAGUGUUCAUAUGCUCAUACUGUUUUAAAUUUUAAAACAAUUUUUCCUUUGUUUUCAAGAGAUUACGGUGUUUUGCUAAUACGAGACUUGGAAUGAAAAUCCUUUGUUCUACCAGUGUCCUCAUAUUUCAAGCUAUUCACGGUGGUAUUUUCGUGUUAUCAGACUCCUCUCUUGGCAUAAGAGUAACUUUUUAGUGUAAGCUAUGAUAAGGGCUUCGAGGGAAGACAGAUCAAGAGGACAAGCCAAACCAACAUAGGCUGCUGUACCAAAGUUGAUUUAGGUGAUGCCUUUUUUUACCAUUUAUGGUCUGCGCAAGAAAUUAAGAGCAUGAAAAGAGCAAAGCAUUGCAAUGCUAGCCUACUGUCAACAAAUUGUUGUAUUCUCAACUGAUGGUUUAAAUUCUUCAGAUUUAGUAACUAGUGGUUCAUUUUCAGGAUGGAAACAAUCCAAAAACUCUCACGUGGCAAAAAGUUGGCUCUCAGGCUGAUGAAUGGAAACAAGGACUUGUGCAAUUCAACACAACUCAACGUUCCUACCAGGUAUGACUCAUACAUUGCAGUAUAAUAUAUUCACCAUGUAAAUUAAAUUAUCCUCAAGAUUUCCUUAUCUAUAAGCCAAUGUUCAUGAAAAGUCAGAAACGAACUAUAGCUGGGAACAAAACCCGUCGAAAAAAAAUACUUUGCAGAGCAUUCCAAGUACGGUAUUUUCCAUAACAGCUAAUUUAGAGUUGAAUUCUGAUUCCUAAUAUUUUGUACUUAAAUCUCAAUAAGGUUACUUUUGAGGGAGUACGUGGCUCUAGUUACCAAGGGGACAUCUCGUUGGAUGACAUUUCUUUCCAAAACAACAAUUGUCCAGCAGCAAGUAAGGACUUAUCAUGUGUUUUUUGUCUAUAAGGAGCUGCGAUAUAUUUUUGGGACUGUGCUAAUUUCCGCGAUUCCCUUGUUUAGGUUGAUAUGUUAACAAACAGUUUCAGCUAAGGUUUACUUUCACUAACAGAACGGACUUAGGUUUUGUCAUGUUACAAUCUGCCUUUUUUUAUGUUAUUUCCUGGCACAACAAAGUUAUUCAGUCUAAUGUACAGCAGUGCACGGAAAAGCCACUACGCCCAUGAGUUAAAAAGGUUUCUUUUUUGUUCUUAAAACUCCACAUGAUUUGAACCAAAGCUGUCAUCCCUUCGUUAUAAAGAAAAAGACAUUUUACCUCCAUCCCACGCUAUUUUUCAAACCUUUCGAUAACUUGAACCAAUUUCGUUUUCAAAAGGGGUUAGGAAAGUUGGAUUCCAUUAUAGCUUUUGAAUUCAUAGUUAUGACAACAUGUCUUGAUCCUCCACGGUUGUUUAAUUAACUCAUGUGUGUUUUACUUUCAGGUGAGUGUACCUUUGAGGCCUUUGUGGGAUCAUUAUCACAUACUUGCGGCUGGACGCAAGAUACCACUGAUGACUUUCAAUGGACUCGUGCAAGUGGUUCCACUGCUAGUUACCAGACCGGGCCAGCAUUUGACCACACCUAUGGAACCAGCCAGGGUAAGAAAUGCUAAAUAAUGAUUUUUUGGUAAGUUUUUAUGACAAGCACCCCUUUGAUUUUGACUCUCCAAAAGUUAUAACCUCUCCUAUUCUAGUAAGUACCCCUAUUCUCUCACAGUUACAGGCCCAUCAGCGAUUAUUGAGAGUAAUAGUGGUAAUAAUUUCUCACAUAAUUGGUUUUUUUUUGGUCACAUAUAAAAAAAAAAAUUCAGAACAAAGUAGAUAGUAGCAAGGGCUUGGUUGAAUGUUUCAGCCGCACGCCGUUUCGAUGGUAAGUACCCUUCCAUGCGUUCCCAAAACACACGUAACAACUUCACAACAGGCUCGAAAUCAAAUGUUGAAAUGGUCAUCACGUUCUUGAAAGAGACAUUACUUUUUCGUACAACCUUUUAUAUAUGUUUGGGAAGUUUCUUUUAGAAACUUCUAUUCAGGGAACAUUUUGUCUAGUCCUUAGGAUGAACCCACCUCGCAUGUAAUCGUGGUUUCAUGUUAUCACCUUGAUAUAUUUUUCCUUUUUUUUCUGUUUUGCUUGUAGGGUAUUACAUGUACAUCGAGACGUCUUAUCCAAGGAAACAGGGUGACAAAGCAAGGCUUAUUAGCCCCACUUACCCUGCUGUUAAGGGAGGCCAGUGCUUCCAAUUCUGGUACCACAUGUAUGGCCAAGACAUUGGCACACUUAAUGUGUACGUGAAGUCACCAUCGGGUAAACCUGGCGUGCCAGUGUGGCUUAGGUCGGGUGAUCGUGGAAAUAUCUGGAAGAUUGCUCAGGUUGCAGUCACUUCAAGCUCUAAUUUCCAGGUAGGUGCAUUUUUUGCAGAAACAAUUAUGAAUCAUUUACUAUUAUUCAAACAGUGAUUAUUGUUUGUAUAUAACAUCAAAUUAUUAGAAUUAGGAAACAGAGAAAUUUAUGGACAUCAAAUGGGAGAAGUGAGUGUCAGAUCUCUGGACUCGGCGCUAAAAGCGAAUCAGGCAUAGAAAUCGAGAGUAAAUAAUGUACCGUUGUUGAAUAAUGAUUCAAAUAGGUCCCGCCACACUGUUUCCUGCUCACUUUCUGUCACAAAAUAAAUUAAAGUAGCAAAGCCAAUCAGAUUGCAAUAUUUGUGAUAAAACGCUAGCAUACUUACAACAAUUAAUGAUACUAAUGGCUAAUUUAUAAUAAGCAGGGGUAAAAAUUUUAUCAAGUAUUUAAAGAGUUUCUGAAUACCGAAAGAACAAAUCAUCUCUCCUAAAAUUUCUUCAUUAUCUUUUGAACCCUUGUGGCAGAUUGUGGUAGAGGGUGUAGCAGGCAAGAGCUACCAGGGGGAUAUUGCUGUUGACGAUAUGAAGUUAAUCAAGAGCCCUUGUCCAUUACCAGGUAAAUCAGUAACAUCUAAAACGAUGGAAAGAGUGUUUGAUUUAGAAAUGGGUGAGCCAAUAACUGAAUUUAAAACACAUAACUAUUUGCCUUUUUAAGGUGACUGUGAUUUUGAAAGUGGAAUGUGCACCUAUACUAAUACCCCGACUGAAGAUCAGUUUGACUGGCUGAGAAAUGCAGGAGCAACUCCAAGCUGGAGGACGGGCCCAAAGGUGGAUCAUACUCUGGGGACUGGUCUAGGUGAAGUAUUCUGUGUUGUGAGACUGCUGCAGCUGAAGUGUAUUGUAUUUUCUGGAUUAAAUGCCUCAUUUUUAUGAGUGGCACUUGUUCGACGGCGGUGCCCAUCAAUUUUUUGCUCUCUUGUCGGCGUUAACUCAGGGUGGCGCUUAAUUGCCUAACUACGGUAUAAUAGAAGGAAGAUAUAUUGUUACUUAUAGUUGGCCUUGUUAUUUACUUGGAGAUGCAAUGGCUUUUUGGUCCCAAUCUCCCCACGACCUCAGAGCUUUAUUCAGUCUGCAACGAGGCCGUUCUGUUCUGUGCUUAGGCGAGGCACAUGAUCCUCGCAGUAAUCCUCUCCAUUCAGGAAUGUAAAUAUAUUCUGGCUAACUGUUGGGAAACCUGAUGUAUAGGGUAAUCUGCGAUGGACUAGCAUCACAUCCAGGUAGUGGCAAUACUCGUACAUGGUAGUCGCUUGAUACUAUAGAAACCAGGAUUAGCCUUUGACAGUAUAGACCACUCGACUCUUGUGAGGCUGAACGAGUCUCUUGUUUUGCAGGUCAUUACAUGUACAUAGAAACAUCAUCACCUCGUAGGCAAGGCGACAAGGCUCGUCUUGUCAGUGAGGACUUCUCACCAGUCACAAUCCAUGGAAGAUGUGUGAAGUUCUGGUAUCAUAUGUAUGGUGCUUCAAUUGGCGCGCUUAGAAUUCUGGAGAAAACUGGUCCAGGAAACAAAUCAGAAAGUGUCAUUUGGGAGCUCAGUGGAAACUUUGGUGACCAGUGGUACAGUGGACAGGCCCCUAUUACAAGUGGCUCGCCUUACCAGGUAAUAUUCGUUAAAAAAAAAGAAAGCACAUGUAGUAUUCAGUGACUGCUACAAGUGACUGAAUGAAGUGACUGCUGUGACUCCAUCAAGGCUGCAGUUUGACGGGAGUCAGGUCAGAAUAACCAAAUCAGUAGAAAAAUUCAUGUAUGACUGAGGCUGAUUAUAAUUUUCUGGCGAGAAUCUGUAAUUUUUCGCUGGAAUGUUAUAUGUUGGAAAUGUUCGAUUUAAAAUAAUAAUAAUCAAUGCAAAGAACAUUUUAUAUUAUACCUAUUCUCAAAGUUUUAUUGUAACGAUAAAGUUCAAUUUUUCCACAUUUUCUUACAGGUGGUCUUUGAGGCUGUGAGAGGAAGUAGCGUCAGUGGUGACAUCGCAAUCGAUGACAUCACAUUCUCUACAUCAAAAUGCUCUGUUGUGCCUUCCUUGGCGAUGCCCCCCACUCCACCACCCACUAAACCCCCUCCCAUCAUCAACAACUGUACUUUUGAAGGAGGGUUCUGCUCCUGGAAAAACCUGAAUGGAGAUGAUUUCGAUUGGACAAGGAGCAGGGGAUCAACGGCUUCGUGGAGCACAGGACCGACUGUUGAUCACACGAAAGGAACUUCUCAAGGUAUCCUGAAUUAGUUUUCGAGAACACAUUUUAAGUGUUUUCCGUAUGUUACACCAACGAAACCUAGCGUGAUGGAAAAAAAUAUGAGAAGGAGCCAUUGAGAGCUCAAAUUGCUUCUGAUUGAUGGAGUAUUAUGGACCAAUGAUACAGCGAAGCAAAACAAACGCAAUUUCUAAUUACUUUCGAUACUCAGUUAAAAAUUGCUCCAACGGCAAAAAUUGAGUUAAACGAUUAAGAUUUCCUUGGAUAUCGUAUGCUUAGUCUACAGCUAUCUAAAACUCCACGAGCCUGGCUACUUAUGUAAUAUUCGUGAGAUGUGCUAAAAUACAGUAGAAUCUCCACGCGUUUUAACACCUCCCCUAGGCAAGUACAAAUUCAUAGUCGAAGCACCAUACUCCCUCAAAUAAGUGCAUUUGGUAAAUCAAUUUUUGCUGAGUUUAUAUUAAUAUAACCCAAUUGCUAUGUCAGAAAUGGGAUCAGAGAGCCAUACGAUUUUUUUUAACAUUUGCUAGGUUACUAUGUUUACAUCGAGACAUCCUCUCCGCGUCGUCAGAACGACAAGGCACAGCUCCAAAGUGGCUUGAUACAGCCAACCACGGUCACCUCAGGACGAUGCCUGAAGUUUUGGUUCCAUAUGUGGGGUAAACACGUGGACACCCUUAAUGUCUACCGUAAAGAUAGCUCUUCACAAGUCAGGUGAGCUUCUCGUGUAGGAACUCAGUGCCUUUUGGUUUUUUUGUUGUUGCCAAACCAGAGUUCAAGCAAUCAACAUGGCCAAUCAGGGAAACGGAAAAUCUUAUCCGUAGCCAACGAGUAUUCUGAUUAAUGACAGGGAAAUUGAUGCGCAUGAAAACCCUAAAGCUUGGUUUGCGUCCGAUUGGUCGAGGGGAUGAGACGAGUUUCUGGAGCUAGUGGAGUAAACCAAAAACAAAGCAACUGCAGUGUGCUUUGGACACUCAAUUUAAAUUUGCUCCAUGAAUUAUUGCAAUAUGGAUGAUAAGCUAUCAUCUGCUUGUGUCAUUUAUCUCAUUAUGCUAUGGGAAAUAUUAUAGGGGCAAAACCAGAAAAACUCUUUGUUCAGUUUGCUAGGAGCCGAUAUAAAUGCUUGCUCUCAACUGACAACUUAAUGUCAUUAUAUUGCGUAGAACGAGGAUGCGAAGAGUUGGAAAAGACUGCGGUUAAAUCAGAUAAUAAUUUCUUCUUUGACUUCCUGGGAGCCUUCAACUGACAGCUAAAUGUCGUUUUAUUGUGUAGAAUUUGGACUCGAAGAGGAACACAAGGUAACAAGUGGAGAUAUGCCCAAGUGAACCUGAUAAGCAACCAGCCGUUCUAUGUCAUUUUCGAAGGGGUUCGUGGUAGUAGUUACAUGGGAGACAUCGCCCUCGAUGAUUUGGAUGUUGCAGAUGGGCCUUGUCCACCUCCAAAGGCUUGUGACUUUGAAACUGACAUGUGCUUGUGGAAAAAUACAGUGGGCGAUGAUUUUAAUUGGCAGCGUGACAGUGGGGGGACACCGUCCUUGGGGACAGGACCUUCGUCCGAUCAUACCACUGGAACGAGCAAUGGUGGGUUUGGAUCGUUCUUGUGUUUAUUCUGGUAUUUAUCAGAUUAAUUCCAGUCCAGAUUAAGAAACGAUCGGUAGGAAGUGAAUUACAAGCAGUUUUGUUAACCUUUUAAAAUGUUCACUCUCCAGGUUACUACAUGUACAUCGAGACAUCCUCCCCUCGCCAACAAGGCGACGUUGCAUUUCUUAUCAGUCCCAAGUACACAGGAGCACAGAAUGGCAAAUGCUUGAAUUUCUGGUACCAUAUGGCUGGGCCUCAUAUUGGCCAACUGAAUGUGUAUGUCAAAACAUUUGGCUCCCCGUCGAAGGGUUCAAAGGUUUGGAAUGAGACUGGUGACCAGGGUAAUUUCUGGCUGUAUGCCAGAGCACCUGUUAAGAUCAGUGGAGAUUUCCAGGUACCCCAUGUCAUAAUUUUAUGAAGUAUAUCUACUUUUUAACCUCGCCUGCGAUAAGGGUUAUGCUUAGGCUAACAUGGAAAAGGACCCUUAGCAAACUGCGACAGAGACGGCAACGGUGGCGGCGACGAGGACAUGGCGACACAAAGCAUUUAAUGAGCAUAGUAGCUCAGCACGUGCGUUCUAAAGUUUUAUUCAUAUUCCAGACGUCCUCUGUAAAACAAAAACGAAAAAUCACUAAAACUUGCGUAGUCUUAGUUCGAAAACCUUGACGUUCAAUAAAUUAUCUUUGUAUUUCGAAUUUAAUGUUGCACUCAUAUUUUAUGAUGAAGCUGAGUAAAAGUGCCCCUCGAUACGGUAAACCAUCCACCCUUUCGCAAGAUUCUUUAGAGAAUUAUGAAUUCAUUUCAAAAAUAGACGAUCACGCAUAUGUAGCAAUGACAUUUAUUUAUUUUCAAACCAUGAUGGUGGAAGAAAACUUCAUUUACGACAAGUAUGAUGCUGAUAAGUUUUACUGUUUUCUUCCAAGAUUUUGUUUGAAGGAAUCAGAGGCCAGAGUUAUAAGGGCGAUAUUGCAAUUGAUGACUUAAGCAUUGAUGACAGCCCCUGUCCACCAGAAGGUUGUUCUUCGUAUUUAAUUAUCCUGUGUUUACUUAGGGUUUUAUGAAUUAAUUUUUUAAUUCGUAUUUCAAAAUAUGGCUUUGCCUUAUCUCCUAUGCAAAUGAUGUUCUCCUUUCGAUGACCUUCAAAGCUCUCUGAGGGCAAGUCUUGACUGGAAACAAGCCAAAAAGAGCUUGAUUUCAAUUACACUGAAAGUUUCGUGAAAAAUAAACCUCUGGGUCUUAAAGGCACAAUGUUACAGUAUGUCAUUUACCGUCUUGGUUUGUUCUCUUGAAUGUGAGUCAUUAACUUCAAAUUGACAAGCAGUACUGGCGAAAUUACAAAUUCACAGCGCAGAACAUUGAUUCUCGAGCUUCAUAACUAGCGUACAUUUCAGUCAUUUUAACCAAGAACCUUUCAAGUUUUGAAAGCCACCCUCUUUUAUUGAUUCAUACCUCAUAACUAACGAACAUUUCAGUCGUUUUAACCAAGAACCUUCCAACCUUCGAUAGCCAUCCUCUUUUAUUUAUUCAUACCUUCUGUCCGCUUUCCUUUUUGGAUAUGUAUGUUUUGAGUUGCUGCAUAGCUUUGGAAUAUAUAUUAAAUAGUUAGGAAAUUAUACUGGUUGAUUAAUAAUUUCUUAAAACUGAGAUAUUGAAUGACCAUGCUAAAUUCACAAACAAUUUUUUUUUUAACGAAAAGCGUGUUUCCUUAUUACACCUGACAGUACUGAACUUGUUUUUGAAUGAUUUGCUUUUUGAACACAGGA